Molecule: messenger RNA, 5529 nt
Organism: Hemibagrus wyckioides
Lineage: Eukaryota; Metazoa; Chordata; Actinopteri; Siluriformes; Bagridae
Gene: tmem168b
Product: transmembrane protein 168b
Exons: 4
Coding region: 521-2620 (699 amino acids)
Source: RefSeq, a predicted model, not a curated record
GUAGGUCUUUGCAAACCCGGAAAAAUGGCCGAUAUCGAGCAAACUUUUCAAAGUGAUUAGCUAGCUUUUAUAAAGUAACUUAGAGUAGGUAUUAUUUCAUUAUUUUUACAAAAACAGUCUCUGAUGUAGUUGGUGACAAACAUACUCUCACCUACACCCUGUUGUUACGAGUUACUUUCAUUUCUUUGAGCGGUAGUACUCGUUACCGGUUAGCUGCUUAUUGUUACUGUAGCUGUGAGCCUCAGUCUUUUCUGUACUUUAUUAGCGCUUGUGUUUACAACACUAAAGUACAACAAGGUGUGGUCAGUUGUAAUGGUCUGUGACAGUCCAGCUAGUGUUUUAACACAACUAUAAGUUAUCAUGAGCUAGCCGAGUUAGCGGCAGUGAGUAGAGAAGGUGAAGUGUGAAGGGAAUCUUCUCUGGAUCUGUUUUAGAGAACUUCAUGAAGAUGACCCUGCAUGUAGAAGUACUCUGAAGUGUGGCUGAACCUGACUGACUAGCAGUUUGUGGAGCUCCAGACAUGUGCAGGUUUCUCCGCUACUGCUUCAGUCAUUCUCUUUACACCGCCAUGAGCAGGCUGGAGGAGCUUCGGACCGGGCUGAGUGUGUGGUCAUCCAUUCGCUACUUGGGCUAUUUGUCCACGCUUAAUCUACUCGUGGCGAUAUGUCUGGGCCUGUACACGCGCUGGGAGAGGACAGCAGAACCCGUGCUUCUGGUGGUCAUCAUCCUGGCCCUUUUUGUCUUGGGGAUCGCCAGCAUCCUUUACUACUACUUCGGUAUGGAGAAGCUCAGUCUCGGACUCUUCCACCUGUGGCUGGGCUUCCUGUUGGGUUUGCUGGGAUUUCUCAGCAACCCUUUCAUAGAUGACUUAAAGGAGCAAGUCAGCAGUUACAUGCUGAUAUCCAGCAUGGUCUUAAGAACACUGUGGGCUCUGGUGGAAAGAGUCUGUGGCUGCACCAGACAAAGGCCAGCACUCCUGACCUCUGCUGAGGCUUUGGAGCUUACGGGUUUCGCUGUGGCCAGCACAACCGAGGUGGCCCAUGCCUCCAUGAGCUUCAUAGCACUGACGCUGGCUGUCGCCACUAUGCUCGUGGACUUGCGAAUGAAGUCCUUCCUGGCCCUUCCGAACCUCAUCUGCUUCUCUGUGGUCACGGUGCUCUUCUUCUUCGACUCUUUGGGCGUUUCCCCAAACCCCUACGUGCUGGUGUGCUUCCUCAGCCGCCUCGUGUGCGAGCCCCUCUUGGAUCUGUACUUCGGUGGUCUCUCGGUGACCGAGCGCUGGUCCCCGUUUCUGAGCAGAGGAGGUCUGUGGAGGCGACUCAGUCUCCUGCCUCUGCUCGCUGUUGAAAUCGCGUUCCUGGUCCUGGCUGCCUUCAAGAUGGGUGAUCUGGACCAGUGGUAUGUGGUGAUUCCGGGUUUUUCUGCAUCCGGUGUUUUCUGGAUCAUCUGCCACGUGGUCUUCUUGGUUACCCUCUGGGGUUUCCACAGCAAGCUGAGCGACUGCCAAAGAGUAUGUGUGGCUCAGAGGGCCAAUCCCGGGGCACUGGACAGGGUGAUGACCUCCAAAGGAAUGCGCCACUUCUGCCUUGUCUCAAAACGCUUGGUGCUCUUCAGUCUUGUGUCCACGGUGGUACUCGGGGCCCUUUCAUGGCAGCCAAACAACAGCCUGUUCAUUGGGGUGUUUCUGCUGGUGCUGCCUCUCGAGUCUCUGGCUUAUGGGCUUUUCUAUGAGCUGGGAAACUGCCUUGGAGGAACGUGUGUGGGUUAUGCAGUGGUCAUCCCUACCAACUACUGCAGUGUGGAUGGACUGCCCACCCUGCUGCCCCCAGACGAGGUGCAGGAGCUGAACCAGCGCACCACAGGCAUGCUGAACAGCGUGCAGCACUUCUUCUCUCACUACAUGAUGAAGAUUCAUGGAUGCGAUUACUCCAGCAGUGGCAUGACGCGGGACACGUUGAACUCCAAGAUCCGCUCCUUCCUGGAGGCGCAGACGGUAGACGGGCCGCGCUACGACACCUACAUCCUUUUCUACAGCGGCCACACACACCGCACCGGAGAGUGGGCUCUCAUAGGUGGAGAGGUGCUGCAUCUGUCUGAGAUUGUACAGAUGUGGAGGGAGAAGAACGAUGGUUACUCCUCUCGCCUGGUCAUCGUACUCGACACGGAGAACUCGCUGCCGUGGGUGAAGGAGGUGCGCAAAGUGGAGGAGGUGUACAUAGCAGUACAAGGGGCCACGCUGGUAAACUCGAUGGACGUGGAGCUCCAGAACCUGCCUCAGAUCGGACAUUUCACCGCAGAGUGGGUGGAGUUCAACUGCAACCCCGAGAGUAGCGUGCGCUGGGCCGAGCACGGCCGAGCCGUCAUGGCGACCUACGGCGUCUCCGGACACUGGGGGGACUACAAGCUACACCUGCCUACAGGAAGUGAUGUCGCUAAGCACUGGAGGCUGUAUUUUCCGCGCUGGACGUAUCCCGUGGUGCAGCUGGCGCAUUGGAGCGUCUCUCUGAACCUCUUCUGGAUUUGCAGCGUGUGUAUGCGCUUCCUCCGCAGGCUCAAGCUGAGGUGGUUUCCUCCCGCAGUGCUCGACACCGGUCAGGGCUUCAAACUGGUCAGGUCGUAAGAACAGACCGAGCGCAUGCAGCUCUCACUGUUAGCGUGGGCAGACCUUAGUGAUUAUCAGCACUUGUUACAUGUGAAAUUGAGCAGCAACAUCUUGUAGAUUGAGAAGGAUUUGGUUUUGUGUGUGUGUGAAUGAUUUAUUGAGUGGUUUUAUGGUUCGAAACAUGUGUAAAUGCCAUAUCACCACAGAGAAAAUUGUAAAAGUUUUAAAGCAGAACCAGAAGCACUGCAAUGCAAAAGACAGCGCAUGAGUUCAUGUUCAACUAAUCACACUAACAUGUCUUUUUCUUUUAACCAUUCAAAGCACUCGCUCAGGGAUAGGGAUUAGUUCCUAAAGUAAAAUUCAGAGUGUUAAAGCAAGGUUACUGCAUUUAAAAAGUUUAUAGCUCAGCCUUCAUCAUCCUGAUCCUCAUCAUCCUCACGACCGUACACUAAGAGACUCGGGGUUUCUGCUCACAGUUGUUCCCUGUGGGUCAUUAAUCUGAGUCUCACUACAGCUCCACACAACAAGACUGAAAAGAUGAUGCCUUUCAUUUUAGGUUACAGGUCACUGAGGUCAGAAAUUCCAAUCAGAUUUAUAAAAAUCUAUUUAUAUUGAUGUGUUUUUGUAAAAGAAUGAAUAUUUGACUGAAAAGCAUUUUGUCCUUUUGUAAAUUUUGAUAUUUAUUCUUUACCUCAUAGCAAACCUAAGCUUUAAGGGGAAUUCAGGAACACUGUGCUUUUGUAUGGGUCUAUAAUCUGGGCUGUAUGUCCACAGGGACGGUCACAAGGUCAUUUAAUGACCUCACUUUGUUUGCAAAAAAAAGGAAAGGUAAAAUAAAAUAGGUUUAGUCCUGAACUAGAACUAAAGAUGUUUUUGUUUGUUUUCUUUGUUUUCAUAUAAGUGCCUUAUUAUGGCUGAGACUUCACCAAGAGGUCAGUCAUUAUCUGAAAGUGACCUGUUUAAAGAGUUAAUAUAAAAGAGUAUAAAAAAAUCAGAUGAUCACAGAGAGGUGUGAGGCUAACUGAACAAAGAUGAUGACCAUAACGUGUGUAAAGUUGCUGAAAAUUCAGCAGGGGGAUACUGAAGAGAGGUAAAUGGCUUUUCUUUCUUUCUUUCUUUCUUUCUUUCUUUCUUUCUUUCUUUCUUUCUUUCUCUCUCUCUCUCUCUCUCUCUCUCUCUCUCUCUCUCUCUCUCUCUCUCUCUCUCUCUCUCUUGAUUACUUUUUUUAAUGACAUUACAUGCAUGAAAUAAACACACUCCUUCCCUGGAAUUUGUUUUCUCAGCAUUUGUGUGUCUGGAUUAAUCUUUUUCAGGAAUUCUGAUCCUAACUCCAGGAAAAGUGCUCUACUUAUUUGAAAGUAAUGUUUUUUUUUUUGUUUUGUUUUUUUGCAUUUAUCAGAAACCUUUUCCUGACCACAGGUUCGAUCCUGGGCCUUGGUGUGAUGGAGAUACUUACAAUGUAAAUAUAUUUUUAUUCUUAUAUCACCAGAUCAGCUCUGCUUCCUCAAAUUGACUCUUAAAACACAAAAAUAAUGUUUUAUUUAUUGAUUCAUUACUAAAAAAAGAGUCGUUCAUGUUCAGAGUUCUUAUCAUUUCAUUAUUAUUAAGGCUUAUGAACGCUAAAUAUAAUUAAUCAGCAGAUAUGUUGUUAGUUUUAUAAUAUAAUCUUUAUAAAUGUUCCUAAUAAUUACUGCUCUCGGCGUGAGUCGUUUAGCUGAACUUUAGGUCGUUAGACGAGCAAGAAGUUUUUCACAAUCUAACAGAAACCAGCUUGAUCAACACACAAUCAGUACUAAUAUGUCAGUAGUGUCCAGUCUUAUCUAGAAACGGUCAGUGUGGGGUCAGUGGGGUCAAGCAGGAGCCACACCUGAUUCCACCUGUUUAAUGAACUCGUGUUGGCCUUCAGUAGACUCAGGUGUGGCUUCUGCUCUGUUGGAGUGACCUGCACCACACUGACCCUUUGUGGAUGAGACUGGACAUCCUUGUAAUGUGUUGCGAAGCUAAUGACUCGAUUUUUUCUUAGAACGUUGAUUAUCUUUAUUAGCAACAUAAUGUGAGUGUUUUAUCAUUUAUGAGGUGCUCAGUGAUGUCACUGGUCACUGCUGUAAAAGCUACAAAGUCCUUUUUCCUAAACUUUCACUUAAAAGUAUUUAACACGUGAAAUGUCCCUUUAUUACCGUCCCUAAGAUUUCUUUUAAAGCACUUGAGAGAAAUAGCUUUCUGACUAAAAAAUCUGCAGUCUUGUAUUUUUUAACACUCUGAAGAAGACAGGAAGAGAAGCUCGAGCUUUCGGCCGAUCAAUACGAACGCUUGUAAAUGACCAUAGUGGGUUGAAAUGUUAAGAUAAAUACAGAAUCACCUCGAAUUACAGCGAUAACUCGCUCCAAGACUCACGACUUACAUCCAAAAACAAAGCACUGAAAUCGAGCAAGAAAAAUAAAUCGCACUUUGAGUUCUCAAAUCCUGUCUCUAGUUUCCUCUUUCCCCAAACCCUCUGAACUCGCUAUAUUAUAUUAUUUUAUAUAUUUUAACAUCUGUGAUUUUUGCACUUUUUUGUUGUUUUUAGGUGAUUUUUUUUAUUUAAUGUUUGUUUCUGAUUGACAAAGUUGCAUAAACUGACAGUCAAAUUUAAUAAUAAUAAUAUUAAUAACAAUAAUAGUUAUUAUUAAUAUUAUUAUUAUUAUUAUUAUUAAAAACACUGUGCAGUUGGUAUAUCUGUAGUCCUGAAUGAGGAAAACAUUUUUGAGCCUCUUCUAAAACUAAUCAGGAAAAUUCAUUUUCAGCUCUUUUCAUUUUCAAGAACUCAUUUCUGUUUAAUUCAGUAACUGGUCCAUCACCUGAGCAGCAGAUUUGGUCAUCUUUUUGCCCCUUGUCCUGCUGGGACAUUAAAAUGUUUUAAACAAAAGAAGCCAGAAUCAUGUCAUACA